UGGACUUUUUACUAUUUUCAACUUACAUUAAUAACUUGCCUCUGUCUUGCAAAAAUCUUCUCCUGUUGAUUCGUUGCUGUUAGUGAUGAUAUUUAGAUGGCUUUAAAGGCUGCAUCAACCCAUUCAUCGGCAGUCGUCAGCUGUCUUUAGAUUAUGAAGAUAAAUGUUAUGUAAAAAAAAAAAAAAAAAUACUCCAGUAAACGAGAUAUAUAAAUAUCACACUUCAAAGAAGUGUUCAAAAAAUUAAUCAAUUGAGAAGAAUAUUUGACAUAUCCCACAUUAGGUUUUAAGUUUUGCGGUGCCUCUGCUCAAUAGUUUCAGGUUUUGUACGCCGGCUGUCGCUCGAGAGUGGCUCUGGAUCUUCACCCAGCCUAACCGAUGACAUCAUGGGCAGAGAAACUCGGCGCGGGAGUGGUUAGUGAACAAAUGGGCAGCAGUGGAACGUCAGCUUUCUCGGACGAUACAGAAUUUCUUAGCGCGGGGGAGCCUCCCGUGCUCGUGCAAGGUUUCAUCCGGAUGCUUCGGCACAAGGGAAUCCCGUUAAGCGGGUAAUCGGCAUCCCAUCUGCCGCCGCUCACGUCGGACUUGGCUCGACGCGCUACUUCUACCGUUCUCGUCAGACGUCCGAAAAAGGCUCAAAGCCAGCAGAAGGCAGCCACCGGCCGCCGCGGGUCAUGCCGCUGUCUCCUCAAGCGGAGAGGAACUGGGAGCAAGUGUGCUCGGUGCUGCAGGAAGCGCUGGAGGAGCAGCCCGGCCGGCAGCUCUUCGCCCUGGAGCUGGGCUCCGGAACCGGGCAGCACGUGGUCCGUUUCGCCCAGAAGAUGCCCUUCGUCACCUGGCAGCCGUCGGACAUCCAGGAGGAGGCCCGGCAGAGCAUCAGGGCGUACAUCGCCGCCACCAACCUGACGACGGUGUUGCCACCUGUGCACCUGGAUGCCAGCGAACCUUGGGAGAAGUGGGGAGGGGUCCCCCGUGGGUCCUGUGACGUCAUUGUCGCCGUGAACCUACUGCAGUACAGCAGCUUCAAGACAGCACGGGGCGUUUUGAACGGGGCAGGGCAGAUCCUCAAGGCUAACGGUCUCUUGGUGACGUACGGGGCGUACGCCAUCAACGGCACCAUCGCUCCUCCGUGCAACCGACGUCUCCACGAAGAGCUUCGCAAAAUGAAUCCCGAGUGGGGACUUCCGGACGUGGACGUGCUCCGACAGCUGGCCUACGGAAACGGGAUGCGCAUGGAGAGGAUGGUUAAACUCGCACACGCUGGUUUAAAAAAAAAUAAAAUAAAAUUGUGACACAAAAAAAAAAAAAAAUGACUGUCUUUUGUCAUACAG
Messenger RNA from Syngnathoides biaculeatus (alligator pipefish), 1331 nucleotides. RefSeq names its product methyltransferase-like 26 B. Lineage: Eukaryota; Metazoa; Chordata; Actinopteri; Syngnathiformes; Syngnathidae. The record is from RefSeq and is a predicted model, not a curated record. Bases 675 to 1292 code for a protein of 205 amino acids. The transcript is spliced from 6 exons.